AUGGCUUUAAUUGACAACAGAAUUACUGACAGACAGGACUGCAUCUUAGGUGCUGCAAAGGGAAACCUUGCUUACCAAAAGUUUAUGUUUUCAGUAUAUCCAAAAUUUGCUCUGGAUUUAAAAUCUGCAAAUAUAGAUAAAACCUUAUCUUUUAUACAUCACUUUGAAAGAAGUGACCUUAUGAGCCCAGGUGAUAAACCAUUCACCAUAACCUAUCUCAUAGGAUAUGCCUUGACCAACAGUCACCAUAGCAUAGACUAUAAGAAAGACGAGUACAUCGAACUUGAUGAUGUCUUUUCAGAAAUAGGCCAUGUCAAAGAUAAACAAUUAUGCGACAUAAAUCCUCAAGAAAACUCUUGGGUGUUAAAUAUAGCUAGAAAUAAAAAAGCUCUAGGAGAAACUCUUAGACCAAGAAUUUCAAUGGACUCACUCCACAUAGGUGAAAGCUCAGAAAGAAAAGAUAGUAAAACAGUCAAAAUUAAAACUCUUGACGACAAUACUGAAAAGAAAGAAUACGUUUUCUCUACUUCUGGAAAAGCUGGUAUUCAAACAAUUGUAAAUCAUUGCAAUAAUCUCAACCAGAUCAUUGCAAGAUCCUUUCUGGUUAAAAACAAUCUCGAUAAAAAUGAUUUUGAAAAAUUCUUCGAAGUUGGGUUAACUAUCAAGUUAACCCAGUUUAUUGAAAAACAUUCUAUUCUUUUAGAAAACUCUUUAAAAAACAACCAAUUUGUUGAAGAAGUUGCCAAAAAGGCAAAUAUUGAGGGCACUCUUAAGGAAACCAACCUUAAGAUCACUAAUAUACAUGAGCAGUUAAAACAGCUAAUAUGA
Lactuca sativa (garden lettuce) is the source of this 828-nucleotide messenger RNA. The record is from RefSeq and is a predicted model, not a curated record. Lineage: Eukaryota; Viridiplantae; Streptophyta; Magnoliopsida; Asterales; Asteraceae.